This is a messenger RNA of Sorex araneus (European shrew), 5361 nucleotides long. RefSeq names its product chromosome 1 C9orf131 homolog (gene SPATA31G1). Bases 1 to 3543 code for a protein of 1180 amino acids. The transcript is spliced from 2 exons. Lineage: Eukaryota; Metazoa; Chordata; Mammalia; Eulipotyphla; Soricidae. The record is from RefSeq and is a predicted model, not a curated record.
AUGGACAGGCUGUUUGAAAGCCUGCUUGGGGUUGAGGACACAGAGCUUCUUUGGGAGCAGCUGACCCAUGCUCUCGUCUGUAGACACUGUGGCAGCAACUGCCUCCAGAGUCCAGGAAACCUGGCGACACUAUUCUUGUUCAUGGUAUGGCAGAUUCGGAGGUGGUGGCACCUUGGGAAGUGGCAACAGCUUCAGCUCUGGUACUCUGGGGACAUGUUUCAAGGCAAGGGUCUAUCACUUCUGUACCAGAUGGCUUUUCUUGAUCACUUGUGGAAACAAAAAUCAGAAGAGGAAGAUGAGGAAAAAGAAGAAAAUGAGGAAUCUUUGCAUCUACUGAAGCCAUGCUGUCUACCCAAAGAAAAUCCUGUUGGACAGCAGGCCACCACAGUCCCAUCCCAGUCAUCUUGUGGUUCUGAAGGCCUCCACAAGGGCACAAGGACACCAGAGCAAGUACUAAUGCCCCCAAGCAGAUCCUUCCCCACCUUUCAGACCCUCAUCAACCUACCUGUAAGGUACAAGACAACAUCUGGCAGCCACCUACAGCAGAUAAAAAGCCAGCUCUUCUGGGGUCUCCCCUCACUGCACAGUGAAUCCUUGGAGGCCAUCUUUCUAAGCUUGGGAGGCUCCUCUCCCAGGAAGUUGUCUGUUAGUUCUUCUGCUUUAUUCAACAAGCUUAUCUCCAAGUCUAGUUCCAACUUGCUGCUUCCACAGUACUGCUCCCUACCCCAGAUUCCAAACCCUGAAGGUGUGGAAGGGACAGCUCCUGAUCCUCAGCAUCUUUCCUCACCACCUUCACCUCCUAUCCCAUUACUUCCCCUUCAUCUUAAACUCUAUCCCAUGGACCACAAAGAAGUCCUAUAUGUCACUGAGCAGAGAAGGGUACCAAGGGUCUCUGAGGACCAAGUCUUGCACUCACAGCUUAACCUUCAAAGUACCACACCCUCCAAGCUCCUCCCUUCAUCUGAGGAGGUUACAUGUGAUCCAAGUCUCCAACAUAUUCCAGAUCUACUGUCUGCCUCUCUAUUCUAUCCUUCUAGUCAUCUGGAAACCCUGACCAGGCUUAAGUCCCCAACGAAAACAAAGCGACAAAAUGAGAUACCCAAAGUCUCCAAUCCACCAAGAUUAGCUCCCAGCUCAUUUACAACUUCCUGGCCAGAAUUCCAGGGAGCUACUUCUAUAAAUGGUCUAUUUGGAUCUCAUGUUCUCUGGGAAACCACAGGGCAAAAUGACAAUCAUCAGAUGGCUAGGCCUCCAAUCCUGGCCUCUUGCCAACCCAUAGCCCCCAUGAUGAAACCUCAAGAAACUAGUCACCUGGGAAUUCCUCCUCCUAUAGAUGAGACUAGGUGGACAAGCACAAGACAUGAAGAAAAUUCUCAACCCCCAGAGUCCCCACUGCUAGCCCAAUGUUAUUACCUGGAUUCUCUGUCAGAACUCAAGAACAUCAACCCCGAAGGCAGACUUUUUGCAUCUAUAGAAUCCUGGGGGCACAGAGAGAACCCUCAGUUUUCUGAGUCUCUACUGUCAGCCUCAGCUCCUCCAAACCUCCAGUCUGGAGUCCAGGAAGACAGGCCCCUGAAAGAUUCAACUAGACGUAAAUCCCAGGAAGCAUGCAGAGAAAAUUCAACAAUCCCCUGGGCCUCUGAGCCCCCAGUCUUGGACCUCAACCUAAGGCUCUCUACAAACAGGCCUGUGUGUCCCCCUUUAGGAACUGAGACUCUAUUAAAAGGCAUGCAGAAUCAAGAAAAUGUAUGGGUCUCUGCAAACUCAGUUUCACCUCCCAGCCUUCUCUCAGCCCCCACACUGGACUCCCUAGAAAAGAUCCCUAAGAAUCUGUCUGAGUCCAAAGCUUCACAGAAGACCGAGGGGCAGAGAGAGAACGUCGGGACCCCAGAGUCCCCAACACCUAGCCACAACCUCCCUCUAGCUCCUGUUCUGGAACCCCCCAGAAUCAACCCUGUGGGAGGCCUCCCUAAACCAGAUACUGUGUGGAAUAACUAUGAACGUUUUAGGAAUUCCUGGGCUUGUCAGCCUCCACCUCUGGCUUUCAGUUCACCCCCAGUUCCUUUACUGGAGUCCCCACCAAUUAGAACAAUGGGGAUUCAGUUUGAUUCUGAUAGAUGUGGGGACACACAGAGUAGAAACUCUUGUGCCUCUGAGCCUCUUAUUUCUUGUUCACCCCAAUCAUAUGCCAAGCCCUUGGGACUAUCAGAUUUUGAGCCUGUUUCAGGAGACAUGGAGCAGAAAGAAAUCUGUUAUGUACAUAUGUCCCAAUUGCAUGGCCUUAGUCCACCCUAUAACUCUAUGUCAAAGUUUCACGUAAGUGAGUCUAUUGGAGAUAAACCCAAUCAUAAGGAGUUUGAGGAGCCAGCAGUGGUACAGGAGCACUGGGUCCCAGUCCCCAGCUCAUUUUCUGCUCCUUUAUCAAAUGCAGGUGCCAAUGACCUUGGGUUUAUGGGGAGGAACAUGCAAUUCAAAGAGCUUCCCCGGAGUUCCAGUCCUCCGAGAGUCAAUUCCCUGCAGUUAGUACCAGGGUCUCCCAGACCUGAAGUUUUAAGAAUUGAAACUGACCAGCGUGGCCCACCCAAGAGAGAACUACUCCCAGGAGCUAAGCUGGAGGCUUUACCCUCCCAGGGGGAGGAUGGUCCAGAGAUGCCCAGACUGCGUAGGAUCCAAGCUUGGCACUGGAGUAGACAGAUGGAACUAAGGCUGCAGAAACUACAGCGAAGACCUACUUCUAGAUCCCCUGACUCAAGUCAACUUGUCAGCUCCCCUGCCCUGGCCUCAACUCUAGGAUCCUGUGGACUUCCUUCCUGGUCCCCACAGCAGACUCAUCCCCUUGUCCUAUAUCCUCACUCUCCAUGUUGCCAAUCCCUGCCAAGUCAUAGUACAGGAACUCCGCCUGUCCAGGUUUCUCCAUGUCUUCACUCUCUCACCUCUCUUCAAGCUCACGUGGAAGGGCAUGGAAGAGCAGAAAAGGAACUUCAGAUAGGGGGAGAAAUGAGAGGAAAGGCAACAGCGGAGGUGUCACCUCAGUGGCCAGUUCACAAGAAGGCUGGAAAGAACUGCCGGGAUUUGGGAAAGCUCUCAAACCUUGAGGUGCCAACAAUAAGCAAGAGAAAAGACAAAGCUUCAACACAAUCUCUAGCCCAAGAGAGAGAGAACCCCAAGAAAACCAUAGCAAGAGAUCACAGGGGAGGAGAUGCAAAAUUAGGGUCACCCAGAAUUACAGGGAAGAGCCACACAACCCAGGCUUCUGUCUGCAGACAUUCUCAAAGAUAUUCGCACAGACACCAGUUCUGUCAAUACACUGCUUUCCUCCAGCAGCUUCACUCCAAGGCUGCAGGUCCCCAAGAUCAGCGAGGGGCUGGUGACAUCCUGACCCCUUGGCAUUGUAAGUUCUGCCCUCAGGCCCACAAGGAAAAGCAAGUGGUCUCCACACGUCAGACUGCCUUUAGCAGGUGUCUUCAAAAGGUGUUAGCCAAGUUUGUGGGUACCCAUAGACCGCUGCACAACAAACUCAGGAAUAGUAGUACUCACACGUAAUAACUCUAAAGCCAUAGUAGUCUAGAGGGUAAAGAAUAAAACUAAUAAACUAGCUGAAAUAGAUAAACCCCAUUGUUUUCUUUGGAGUCUGGGAGCUAAGAAGGAAUUAUGGCUGCUGUUGUAUCCCAUCUCAGGGCAAGACACAGCAGAAUUUAGGAUUCUUAAAGGUGUUUACCUUUCCUUUUCAGUCCUUCAGAUUGUAGAAUCUACAACCCUAAUUCUACAUAAGACCGAGACAGCCCAGUACUUUCAGGGAUCAUUUCUAUAGUUCAUUGCUAGAGAAGUUUCUCUAAUCCUGUAGAGCACCACAAGGAGCCAGAGUAUCCUCUCCUGAGGAUGAAGACGGUUCUAGGUGUUGCUUUUGCAGCAGUCUUUUUACCACUGAUGACUGUUCUUCUCUUCCUUUGGCAGAGUGAGAAGAGGACACAGUCUAAGUGGUUCUGGUUGUUUUUUUUUUUUUUUUUUAAAAAAAGGCCCAGUACGAAAAAACUACAGCAACACAGAAAACUAACAGAACUGUUACACACAUGAACACAACUAAUCUAGAUUUGAGCAGCUGUUCAUUCUCCUGGGCAUGUCUUUUCCUCGAGUACUGAAUCUACAGAUUUUCCCAUUCCUCCACCCUCUUCUAUCUUUCUGACUACUGCCACUUAGCCUUCUUUUUUGUUUGUUUUUGCAUUUUGGGUCAUACCCGGCAAUGCACAGGGGUUACUCCUGGCUUAUGCACUCAGGAAUUACUCCUGGCGGUGCUCGGGGGACCAUAUGGGAUGCUGGGAAUCGAACCCGGGUCAGCUGUGUGCAAGGUAAACACCCUACCCGCUGUGCUAUCACUCCAGCCCCAUCACUUAGCCUUUCUGCUGUCACUUUUUGCUGACAGCUUUCUGCUGGCACCUUCAACCCCAAGACAACAAAAAUAAGUGCAUUUUCAUCAAGAUUUGCUGUCCUUUACCCAUUUUCUACUGCACUGUAGGGUACUGCUGUUAUCACUGCCACAAGCCACAUCGCUUAAGUUUAUCUGAUAUGUCUCCUAGGUUAAAAUCAUGAAUUUAUUAAGGCUGUACUCCAUUUUUUGUUUGUUUUUUGCUUUUUGGGUCACACCCGUCGAGGCACAGGGGUUACUCCUGGCUCUGCACUCAGGAAUUACUCCUGGCGGUGCUCAGGGAACCAUAUGGGAUGCUGGGAUUCAAACCUGGUUCAGCUGCGUGCAAGGCAAACACCCUACCCAUUGUGCUAUCACUCCAGCCACAGCUGCACUCCAUUUUGUAGACACUGUAUACACAGGAUUCCUUUUUCCUUCCCUGACUUCAAGAGGUGGCCACAUUCCUUAGCUAACCUUCCUUCAUUUUCAAAACCAGCAGAAGUCAACUUCUCUCUCACUGCCUCCCUCUCCACCUUUUUGUUGUGGUCACAUCCAGUGCUCUGGAGGCCCCUGAUAUGAAACCCAGAGUCCUACCACAUGAGCCCCACCCUCUUCUACUUUUAAGGACACUCAUUCCAUUUCCAUAACCAGAUAAAACUAUUAAGCAAAAUCAAUCCUUCAUUAUGAAAAAUGUCUCACAGUUUCCAGGAGUUAAAAUGAGGUUAUUUUGGGGCCAGAGUGAUAGUACAGGGGUUGAGGUACUUGCCUUGCACACAGGUGAUUCAUUUGGCAAGCCCCUUAACCCCCUGUACUGUCUGUGGCCCAGAAACUUCUGACAUUUGGGGUUUUUUUUUUUUGCUUUUUGGGUCACACCUAGCAAUGCUCAGGGGUUAUUCCUGGCUUUGCAUUCAGGAAUUACUCCUGGUGGUGCUUGGGGGACCAUAUGGGAUGCCACGGAU